CAUCAGAGAAGCCAUCGAGGAGAGCGAGAAAUUGCGCACGGAACGCUAAGAAGCUACAACCACAACAACAAAAUGGACAGACAAACACGCCGUGCAAACUUUAAGAAACUACAACAACCCGCGAACACAAAGCUGCGCUCCACGCGCAGCACCAAGGCCACAUCGCCCAUGACGCUGUCAGAAUAUUUCAAUACACAGGAGAGUUCCAGCAGUGCCGCAGCUGCUGAGCCCGAGAAUCUCUAUGCGGAACCUAGGAGCAAAAAAACACGCGACGUUGAGCCCAUCAAAGAUGUGGUCAAGCCCAAAAAGGCGCCCAAACUGAAAAGCAGUGCAACACAGCGGCGGGCACGCGGUGGGCGUGGCAAAAAGCAGCCCACCAUCAGCGACUUCCUGCGGAACGAGCAGCUCUUUGCGGAGGUCACGGCGCAGCAUUGCAUAGCUGAUAACUUUAGUCCCGAUGACAUUGAAAUGGCACUGGUAUUGUCCAAAUCGGAGGCGGAGAAACAUGGCCGGUUGCGGCUGGAAGACACAGAGGAUGAGCGCGAGGAAGUGGUUAAUUUGCUCGAUGACAAAGCGAAUCAGUCAACGGAGAAUGUACGCCGAAAGCUGCAAAAGUACGGCUUUCGAACAGCUGCCAAGGAGGAUUACAACCUGUUCUCCAUUGCCGCCUUGCCUGGUGCGCCGGGCAAGCGCGGCAAACGCUGCAAAUGGGCCAAUAAAUUUACGCCGCUCACCUUACGCAAUCCGGCGGCGCAGGAGAAAAAGCUGCAGACCAAGGUGGCUGCUUUGAUGGCGCAACAGGUGCGCACCAAGCUGCCAAGCGCUGAGGAUCAGCCGCCAUUUGAAUUGAUCAGCAAGCAUCUGUUGCAAUUGGCAGCUUCUGCCGAGCGCCGCAUCACCCACGAGCCCAGCGCAGAACCUCUAACGAAUUUGAGUGCAUAUUAUGUGCAGGAUUUAAUAGAAGUUAGUCGAGCGCCGGCGCAUCAUUUGCUGAAAAACUGGUCGGCCAUACAGGGACGCGAUUUGUCGCCCAAGCGACCCAGCGCAGCGAGUCAGCGCCGGCAGCAGCAACUGCAGCAGGUCUACGCAGAGCUGGAGGCGCAUUUUGGUGCAAGCGCAGUGGAGGAGGAGUUGAAUGAGCUGGAAAAACUGGUGGCCGACAAUAUGAUACAGGAUGAUAGUCAAGUGUUAGUGGACAAUCUAGUGCAGGAUGAUAGCCAAAUGACAGUUGAUAAAACAGAUGUAAAACAGGACAACAUCCAACUGCCAGUUGAUCAAGUGCGAAUCUCAUUAAGCAGCGACUCUUCGCUGAAAGAGCCGCCGGAUAAGCGUGCCAGAAUGAUGCCGGAGCUGAGUGAAGUGGAGCGGGAGAAGGAGAACCUGCAACCGAGCACAUCAGCUAUGCUGAGCCUACCCACGCAAAGCACACGCUGCAUAUCACCCGAUCUCUUCGCGGAUUCGGAUGACGAGCCAGAGAGCGAGACGCCUCCCACGUGCAGCACGGCGGCUGCUCUUGAGAUGCAGAACUUUUCGUUAAAGGUCUAUAGGAACAUAAGCUCGACCGACAUGAACAGCUAUGAGGUGUACUCCAGCGAUGAAGACUGUCCAAGAUGUUAAAGCGGAGCGCAGAAGUCUUCAAGCACCAUCUCAAGAGAGCUUUAUAGACUUGACAGAAGAGCACGAUUCACCGGAAACCACAUCAAGAAAAUCCCUUUUCGAGCAGCUCAUCUUUCCGCAGAGUCCAACCAUAGAAUUCGAUGAAGAUAUCGAUGGAUUGGAGC
Drosophila montana is the source of this 1781-nucleotide messenger RNA. Its product is annotated as structure-specific endonuclease subunit SLX4-like. Bases 73 to 1617 code for a protein of 514 amino acids. The transcript is spliced from 5 exons. The record is from RefSeq and is a predicted model, not a curated record. NCBI's taxonomy places the organism in Eukaryota, Metazoa, Arthropoda, Insecta, Diptera, Drosophilidae.